UAAUAAAGGUCAGAGGUCGAGAGUAAACGCAUGAGAGGGUAUGUAACGCACUUGGCGAGCCAAAGGAGUGUUUUGCAUCCUUACUGCGGCCUUGCUGCUUCUGAAUUCUCAACGACAGACUGUCACCUGUCUAAGCGCACCAGUUGAAGACAGAAGAAGACCAUGGCCGGUGAAGAGGAAUCAGGAAACCAAGCCGGGAGCACCCAGCCGUAUUCCCGCUGGCAGUCGGACUUGGACAGUGUCAGUGUCAACACCGAGGGGCAGGCACCACGUGUUGUAGGGGGGGAGGGCAGCUGGCAGACGGGGGUGAAAGGAAUCGUCAUCAAAAUCCUCAUCAUCAUCCUUAUCUUUAUGUUCGGUCUCGUCAUCGGCUACAUCAUACGGAGAGAGGUCCAUAAGAAGAUAUCCUCUUCCAGCGGUGGAAUGUUGCAGGACUAUGAUGAAAAGAUUGCACAACAGCUGCUUCAAGAGGUGAGUGUGGAGGAGCUGGAAGAACAGCUGAGACAUUUCUCCACAGCGCCGCACCUGGCAGGGAUGCAGGAAGUAGGGAUCAUGGCUGAAGAAAUCACCAGUCUGUGGCAGAGCUGGGGGCUGAACACAACAGUCAGGUCUUACUACGUACUCCUGUCCUACCCCGAUUCAACAAACCUGAACAAAGUGUUCCUGAUGAGCGGUGACAGUGUGACAGAGACGAUAACCCUUGAUGACGCCCAGUCUCCCCGCGAUAGCACCGUCCCGCCCUACGCUGCAUACAGUAAGAGUGGGACUGUGACGGGAAAACUUGUCUACGUGAACUUUGGGCGUGGAGAGGACUUUCAUUUCCUGGAAAGUCAAGGGGUCAACUUGACUGGAAAGAUAGCGAUUGCUCGCCUGGGGCAGGUGUAUGUCGGGGAUAAAGUCAGGCAUGCUGAGAUGGCAGGUGCAGCCGCUCUCUUGCUGUAUCCUGAUCCAGCACAGUACCAACCGGCGGGAGCGGACAGGGGAUGGACGCUACCGGAAGACGGCAUAUUCCGAGGUGACGUGCGCAUCACCUAUGGUGACCCUCUGACCCCAGGGUAUCCUGCUCUGGAAGGGAUGUUCCGUUUAAAUGAGAGUGAAGCUGACCUGCCUGGCAUUCUUGUUCAGCCAAUCAGCAUAGCUGAUGCAAGGAAAGUCUUGGGAGUCUUGGAUGGAACUACUGCCCCACCUGAUUGGCAGGGAAUGACACAACAGAUAGACCUGAGGGAUGGGAACAACAAACAAAUAAGAGUGCAGGUCAAUAACAAACAAUCAAUUAAGCAGAUAAAGAAUGUAAUUGCAUCCAUUCCAGGAGCUGUUGAGCCGGACAGAUACGUUGUCGUCGGCAACCAUCGUGACGCCUGGACCUACGGAGGUGUGGAACCAAGCACAGGUACCGCCUGCCUCAUGGAGCUGAUGCGUACGGUUGGACUGUUACUGAAGAAAAACUGGCGCCCAAGGAGAAGUAUCAUAUUUGCCAGCUGGGAUGGAGGAGAAUUCGGACAGAUUGGGUCCACAGAGUGGGUGGAGGAGAAUAUCAAAGAGAUGGGAGAGAAAGCUGUGGCCUAUCUCAACUUGGAUGGAGCUGUGAUCGGGAACUACUCCUUCUAUGCAGAAGCUAGCCCACUUCUGCAGAAGGUUGUGCAAGAUGCUAGCAAGACUGUUAGGGAUCCUCAUGGGGUCUUCAGUGUGUACAAUGAAUGGGCCGAAAAAUUUCCAGUAGGACCUAAGACACAGUCCCCAAAAGUUGACCUCCUUGGAGCUGGCAGCGACUACGCUGCAUUCCUACUCCAGGCAGGGGUGCCAUCUCUGGACCUUCAGUAUACUUUGGACCCUGGCUUUAACGUGUCCUUCUACCCAGUGUAUCACACAGUGUACGACACCUUUUACUAUGUGAAAAACUUCAUUGAUCCUGACCUGUCUUACCACAGGGCAGUAACCCAAGUUCUUGGAAACACAUUGCUGAGGCUGUCUGAUUCUACCCUCCUGCCGUUUAGUCUAGCUGGGUAUGCCAAGAUGAUUGAAGACUUCAUCAAUGCAGCAGAGGCUUCCUACAAAAACAGCUUUAAACAGCAGGGGCUGGAAUUACAGUUCAGCAAGGUAAAGGUUGUUGCUGCGGAGUUUGCGUUGGCAGCCGCCUUGGUGGAAGAAAAUGCUGGAAAAACAGAUCUCAGCAACCCCCUGGGAGUUCGACGAGUCAAUGAUAAGAUGAUGCAAGUGGACCGCUUGUUCUUGACGCCCGGCGGUGUCCUCGGAAAACCACUCUACAAACACCUGCUGUUGUCGCCCAGCAAGAACGACUGCCUGCAGCUUGAGGAGGGAGUCUGCCAGUACAGGGGGAAAACCUUCCCCGGACUGUUCGGUGCAAUGAGGGAGGUGCAGUCCACAGGGAAGUGGGCUGAUGUGGAGAAGCAGCUGUCAAUCAUCAGUAUAGCUAUCCAAUCAGCAACUGAAUUUUUGAAAAAAUGAUAUGAUAAUUGAAAAAAGGAGACAGAAAGCUCUUUUGUUAUCAUCAAGGAGGUUGAAAAAAGACCUCCUUGUUAUCAUUUAUAAAUCUUUGAUUUACUCAUUACUGUAUAAAUUUUUGUUUUACUGUGUUCUCCUGACAGUUAAGACUUUUAUUUCACUUUCAGGUGACAAUAGUUUCAAUUCUUAACGAAGUGAAUGUUCCUUAUGACUAGCUUUUGGAUUAUUUUUGUGUGCAAUGAUUGCAGCUGUAGCAUGUAAAUUUACCAGUGAAUCCAUCUUUCAGCAUGAGGAAUUGGUGUAAAGAAUUUGUGACUCAACAUUCAGUGUAUAUUGUUCAGGCAGCUCAUUAGUUAGGCCUACCUUGUCGUGCAUAAUAGGCUAAUACUGGUAGACAGGGAAUUCUUAGUCAUGUGUGAUGUUUCUUUCUCAGUGUGCUUUAACCAUAUCAUGUGCCUUUAGAGCACAAUUAGGAGCUGAUUGUAUUGUUUGAGAUGCAAUAUGAAAAAUGGUUUUAUUUAUCUCAGUUAGUUAUAUGCAGGAUUGUUAUAUGCUUGACUCUAAAACGGUAUUUAUUAUGUUCUAGUUUAUUGUCAGAUUGACUGAAAGCCUGCAGCAAGACAAUGUUGGAAGGAUGGUGUCAUCCUUAAAUUUGUGUUCUAUUGUAGAAAAGGUUGAAGUGUCAAUGUACAACACACAAAAUCUGGAAAGUUUGUGUCUUUGGAUGCAUAUUUUUAUGUUAUGAGUUUAUUUUUUGUAGCUAUAUUUAUUGAUAUGUGCAAUGCUUAGCACUUGGUUUCUUAGGUAUCCAGUAUGAACAAUACCAAGUAUACUGUGUGGAGAGCUGCCUUUUUGUGUGAGAUAAACUUGUGCAUUAAAGGUGUGGCAUGACGGCUUAUUAACAGGU
This is a messenger RNA of Branchiostoma floridae (Florida lancelet), 3370 nucleotides long. Its product is annotated as N-acetylated-alpha-linked acidic dipeptidase 2-like. Gene Ontology annotation, molecular function: carboxypeptidase activity. The coding region runs from base 163 to 2466 and encodes 767 amino acids. Lineage: Eukaryota; Metazoa; Chordata; Leptocardii; Amphioxiformes; Branchiostomatidae. The record is from RefSeq and is a predicted model, not a curated record. The transcript is spliced from 2 exons.